AUGAACAAGGAUAAUCCAAUACCCUCCCUACUUACCGCGCAGGCGAUGAACGUCUUGCCAUUAUCUCUCAAGCUGACUGCAAGGGACGCAUACAAGCGCGAUGCCCAUCCUCUUACCGUUGAACGCGCACUGAAGUAUCUUGACGGCGACCCGCCAAUGGCCCGGGCAGUCGGUCUGCUGCCGGUCUGCUUUGUCCACCUCGAAUCGACAAAUCUGCCUUCCGUCGAUGACUUUAAAACACUCGACCUUCCGAUCGCCAAACGCAUCUCGCGCGCCACGUCUGCCGUGGCCGGCGUCUUCCAAAUUGAUUUCGACGAUGUGCCUGGCGGUGCGGAAACUGCUUGCUACUUGUUCCCGCGUGUUUUUGCGUGGUACGGGUUCAUGGUCGACCAUUGGGCGCAUUUUCAUGGCGACGCGCUGGAGCCCAAACUAGAGUUCACCCUCGAAUUCAUCCGAUUUGUCCUGGUAUGUUCGGACGAAGCCCAACUCCCGCGUCAAUUACUUGAUACACCUCGGUUCCUGGAGCAUAUCAUACGGAUCUGGGCAAUCUAUCCCGCACUCGCUGACGCGGUAGACGACGCGGACGCCUUGCUGCCCGGACUAGAUUGCAUCAUGCUGUGUCUCCAAAUCACUUCCGAGGACCGGUUCAAACAACUCGUUGCCGGUGCAGGAGGCUCCAUUGCUGACGUGGCGCGCCUAAUCGACAGUGCGCUGAACACUCUGGUUGACACUGGCAAGCAGCACAGCUCUCCGACGGAUCCACUUCAACGCGAGCGUUCCAGCGUCAGAGUAACUCUAUUUGGGUCAUUCCUGCUUCUUCUCCUCGGUGCACACAACUUUGCGGCAUCCCCGCGUCACUCACGUGGGUCUCCGUGGCUGGGCUAUGACUGGGGAGAACUAUUUGAAGAGCUUCUCGAACGGAAUUUCAUACCUACGCUGAUGUCUGUGGCGCUCGACGCCGCCAGUCCAGGUGACGAAGCACGAUUUAGCCCAGAUGACGGGUGGAGUCGGUUGAACGUGAUCCACUACUGUCUCUACAUACUGGUCUGCUUCAUUUCGAAUAACCACGGCGACUGUUGUGGCUGGAUAGACGAUGCGCUGGAACACGGGCUUUUCGACCUCAUUAUCUACGCCGAGGCUCUUGUAGGCGGGCUAGACCACUCCGAGUCCGAUGAAUUGGACGGCGCGGCGGAAAAAUUUGCUAUGGUGGUCAACAUCCUGCUGGGACAAGUGCUUCCUAUCGAGCUACUCACGCGCUCGAACCUCCUCCCUGCUUACGACCGACUCCUCGCAUUACCGUCAAGGCAUCACAAUUUGUCCACCGGUGAGCCGCUCAAAAUCAGCACCCUACGUCCCAUGUGGGCUUCUUUCAUCAGCCUGGUGCGCGAAAGAAUAGCGAUCACUGAGGAGGAGGAGUCAUAUCGACACACAGUGUGUGAUAACCCGGAUUGCCGGAGAAAUUCUUCUGCAGAUAUCGUGCUCCGACGUUGCUCUGGAUGUCAGGCAACUUAUUACUGCUCCAAGGAAUGUCAGCGCGCGGACUGGAGGCGCACCGACGGUCACCGUGAGUACUGCAUUUUCUACAGGAACGGCACUCUGGUCUUGGCGGGUUGUGCGAAGGACCGCUUUCCCUAUCGCGAACGGCUGUACACCCGGGCGCUGCUAAAUAACGACUACCAUAAACGGUGGAUCGCCAUUUACACUCUGCACGUCGAACUGAUGGUGAAAUACCCGACUGAGUUCGGACUGGCCAGUACCGACUUGCCGGGAUACCGCCCUAUCAACGUGUUCUUCAACUACACACGCCACCCAGGGAGCAUCAGGGUUUUCUCCACGCUGCCCCAGGAUUGCGUCCCGGGGGGGAUUCACAGGAUUCUCUCGGAUGACGGGCCGGAAUGGGAGGAUCUAAUGGCUCGCGCGACACUAUCUGGCGGACGGCUUCAACUCCAUGUCUUGCAGGUCUUUGACGGAGAGGACAUCCGGUAUGUUGCCGUGCCGCUACGCCUGGACGAGGGCGCAGGGGCGUUUUGUGCGGCCUUGGUCGAUGUCGCGCGAAGAGUGUUUGGACGGAUGCAGGGUAAAGACGAGGCUGAGGUGAAAAGUAUGAUUGAGCAAGAAGUCGAAGUAUUGCAAAUGAGCUUUAAGGAAAUGAAACAGAUUCAUUGUUAA
This is a messenger RNA of Mycena indigotica, 2169 nucleotides long. RefSeq lists its product as uncharacterized. The record is from RefSeq and is a predicted model, not a curated record. The coding region runs from base 1 to 2169 and encodes 722 amino acids. The transcript has 4 exons. NCBI's taxonomy places the organism in Eukaryota, Fungi, Basidiomycota, Agaricomycetes, Agaricales, Mycenaceae.